Messenger RNA from Solenopsis invicta (red fire ant), 2416 nucleotides. RefSeq names its product odorant receptor 43a-like. Gene Ontology annotation, molecular function: olfactory receptor activity; odorant binding. Gene Ontology annotation, biological process: detection of chemical stimulus involved in sensory perception of smell; sensory perception of smell. NCBI's taxonomy places the organism in Eukaryota, Metazoa, Arthropoda, Insecta, Hymenoptera, Formicidae. The coding region runs from base 386 to 1597 and encodes 403 amino acids. The transcript has 6 exons. Gene Ontology annotation, cellular component: plasma membrane. The record is from RefSeq and is a predicted model, not a curated record.
AUUCAACGAUUUUACUUGCUUUGUCUCUUUAUCAUAUGCUUGCAAAAGUUUUUUCUUAUACGCUAUUGUAACAAUUUAUCUGCGAGCUCUUUAAUAGCAAAAAGAAGAAGAAUAUAAAACCAUAUAAAAAAGUACAGUUGUAUAUGCCGGUAAAUUUCAAAUGCUGGUUUUACGGCUUUCUUAUUAUAAUUCAUGCAUUAUACCCUUUCACCAAAUGAAAACUUCAACAAGACGACAAUGGCAAGUGUUCUUUCUGGUUGUUGCAAAAUUUAUGACCGCGCAAAAUAUCAUGUUUCAAGAAUUUUGUUAGAAAUAUGGAUUGUAGCAACGUUUAAACAGUAGAGAUAAUAUCAUUGAUGAAACAAGACCAAUAACGGUUUGAUCAAUGAAUCGUUUAAGCAAAUAUAAUGAUUUAGAAUGGGCGAUCGGUCUGCAUCGUUGUAUGUUGGAAAUUGUCGGUUUGUGGCCGCAACAAAACAAAGAUCAGUAUAAAGAAUUUUUUUCGAAGUUACGAAUGCUAUUUAAUGCUAUGAUAAUAACUUGCAUGUUGACUAUACCGGCUUUAGCUCAAUUGAUUAAUGUAUGGGGUGAUAUGAUCCAGAUAAUUGAUAAUUUACAAUUAACCAUAUCUUUUUUAAUAACGACACUUAAAAUCUUCAUUAUGUGGUACAAAAAAACAGCUUUACUACUGUUGAUUAACAAGAUUAUGAAAGACUGGACGCGAGUGAAAAUGGAUGAAGAGCGAAAUGUCAUGCUAAAAAAGGCUAGAAUCACCCGCUUAAUCUUAAAAGUCGGAGCAUUUGUUACAGCUUUGGCACUGCUCAGCAAACUUAGCUCUGUAUUUUUUAAAGAAUACAUUUGGCGUGUGAACAAUCUUACUAAUCAUGAAAGAUCUUUAUCGGUUCCUACGCACUAUUGGUACGAUGUAACUAGCAGCCCGAAAUACGAACUAACAUAUCUGGCACAAGCAAUUGGGUUAUUUGCAUGCGGUAUCACUUACGUCGGCGUCGAUAACUUUUUUGGUUUACUCAUCUUACAUGUAUGUGGUCAGAUGGAGAAUCUGCAUCAGCGAUUAUUGCAUCUGAGAAAAGAUCCGGAUUUCAAAGCUGUUUUAAAGUACAACGUUAAAGACCACAUUCGCUUAAUCAGGUCUGUAGAAAUCAUUGAUGACACAUUCAAUUUAUUGCUGCUUGCCGCAAUAGGUUUUUUUGUCAUACUAUUCAGUCUUUUUGGAUUUCUAGCACUUACUGCUGUUAAUCUAGAUACUCAAUUAUCGUUUGCACAAAUGUCUUGGUACUUUUUUGCGGGUGGAGCACUUUUAAUACACACUUGUCUUUACUGUGCGGUAGGCGAACAUCUCGUGACUCAAUGUGAAAAAAUACAUAGCGCUACGUAUGAAUGUGUAUGGUAUACUCUAGAGCCAAAAGCAGCAAGAAACUUGACAGUAAUUAUGGUCUGUGCAAAGAAACGACUCAAUAUCACAGCGGGAAAAAUGUUCCCAAUGACAAUGUCUACAUUCUGCAGCGUGAGUUUUGUGAUGCAUGUAAAAUAUGACAUUAUAUUAUACCUAAAUUAUGACAUAAAAAUUAUUUUUUGAAAUUGUAGUUAUAAUUCUUAAUAUAUUUUUUCGAAGCCGUCAGUAUUUUAUUGCUAAAACAUUAAACAUUUUAGUUAUUAAAGACGUCGGCGGGUUAUAUAUCUAUGUUACUUGCAGUUCGAAAUUAAUGACGAAAAGUUACAGUAUAAAUUGGUACGUCUCUUGUAUAAUAUAUGGUAUUAUGAUGUAAAAUUAAAAAUAAAUUGUUUACAUAAAUACGCUAUGCAUUAAUAUUAUAAUAAAAUUUAGACCGCUAAACCAUUUAUUCGUUUAGUUUACUCACAAUCCGUAAAAAAAGUUUACUAACAUGUUAUGUCAAUAGAUUAGUGGUAAAGAUCAAAUAAAAUCUGCGAGCUCAACCAUCUGCUCAACCGGCAGACUAAUAAUAAAAAUUAGACAAAAUUGAAAAUCUUGCUCGAUUACGGCCACCAAUCUAUUAUUAUAACAUGACCAGGAGGUCAAUCAUAUAAUUUUACAUAAAAAUUUUUACGUUUCAAUUUUUGCUUUUUAUUUUUAAUUUAUCACUCAAAGAGAAUUCACUUAAAUUUUUUCACGUACAGCGAUUAUGUAUUAAGUUAAAUACGAGAAAGUUUAGUUUGGGUUUCAAAAUUCAUCUUUUUAGUAUUUAAAAAAGUUAAAUAGUAAAUAUCAAAUACUUUCCACAUUUCAAGAUAUAAUUGUUACUGAGCACAUACAUUUGGUUUGGUUGAACAGGAGUUCACGUUAAUGUUGAAAACGACAAUGGCAGAUAUGUAAUAGUACGCAACGAGUUGACGAUUUUGGCAGCAAUAACCAGAAAUAACAUUAAUUCCAUAAACA